AUGCGUACCUCGGCCACCUUCGCUCUCCUUGGUUUUGUUGCCACUGCUGUUGCACAGACUACCCACACUGUCAUUGUUGGAGGGCCUGGUCAAUUAACAUACACCCCAUCCUGCCUCUGGCCUGCUGUCGGUGACAUUGUCAACUUCGAAUUCCGCGAGAAAAACCACACCGCAACUCAGUCUUCGUUCGCUGAACCUUGCAAGAAGCUUACUGAUGCCGCAGGUGUUCAGAAUGCGUUCGAUAGCGGAUUCCACCCCGUCGCUGCAGGUACCACUGCAGGAUUUCCUGUAAUGUCUUUCAACGUUACCGACGACAAGCCCAAAUGGUUCUACUGUGCCCAAGGCGCCCACUGCUCGGCUGGAAUGGUCUUUGCUAUCAAUCCUCCCCGUGAAGGCAACACUUUUGAAGCUUUCCUCGCUAACGCCAAGAACUCGGCUGCCCAGCCCCCUGCAGUCUCCGCUCCUCCUACUGCGACUACUUCUGCCGCCGCAACUGUCACUCCUGCUCCUGAUGGCGUUGUUACUGUGACCCAGACUGUGACUCUGGGGGCUUCGACAUGGACAACCACCUACGGAUCUGCUCCCGGUUCGGCUGCCCCAACUCCGAACCCCGAGCCUGUUGUUCAUGUCGUUAUCGUCGGCGAGAACGGCGGUCUUACCUACAGCCCGCCUUCGGUUCAGGCCGCUCCUCGGGAUAUCAUCUCUUUCCAGUUCAAGUCCAAGAACCACACUAUUACCCAGUCGUCGUUUGACAAUCCUUGCCGCAAGACUGAGUUCACUUCUACUAGCGGCCAGAUUGGAUUUGACUCCGGAUUUGUCCCCGUAACCGCUGAUGCAAGCGCCUUCCCUACCUGGAACAUCACCGUCAAUGACACUGCGCCAGUUUGGGCCUACUGCCGUCAAGCUAACCACUGUGGUGCCGGCAUGGUGUUCGCCAUCAAUGCGGUUGAGAGCGGCAACAAGAGUUUCGCGGCCUACCAAGCCCUUGCCAAGCAACUAAACGGCACCGGAUCCGGUACACCUGCAUCUUCAACCAGUGCUCCAUCUGCCUCUGCCACCUCAGGCCCAAGCGUCAGUGGUGCUAGCCACCUCGUUGUCGCCGGUUCCUGGGUUGGUCUUGUCACGUCACUAUUGAUGAUGAUUCUUUGA
This is a messenger RNA of Rhizoctonia solani, 1149 nucleotides long. RefSeq lists its product as uncharacterized. Bases 1 to 1149 code for a protein of 382 amino acids. Lineage: Eukaryota; Fungi; Basidiomycota; Agaricomycetes; Cantharellales; Ceratobasidiaceae. The record is from RefSeq and is a predicted model, not a curated record. The transcript is spliced from 5 exons.